GCUGGUCAUUACUCGCGAGAAGAACGUCGAGCAUGGGUAUGGACACGCCGACGUUCAUCAUCCUCGUGUCCUUGGCAGGCGUCGCCGGCGUCCUCCUCACGGGCUACUGCCUGCGCAAGUACGAGGACAUGCAGGGCAACCUCGACGGGCUCAUCUUUGCGCCGUCGGACGAGCCACUAUUGCGCGAAAACUUGAAGGAUAGCUUUCUCGAAGAGGGCCGCUUCGAGUGGCAGUGCGUCGUCUGCGCGCACCUCAACCACCCGGACAAGGCGACGUGCUCGCUCUGCGGCGCCACCGAAGUCAUGAUCAACGACCUCAAGUGCUCGAACCUCACGGUGCUCUCGUCCAACCGAACGCUCAAGACGCUUGGCUCGACCGUGCUCCUCGUCUCGGCGCCGUCGGUCGAUGGCUUUGUCGAAGAAGACGGAGGCGUCAACACGGGUGAUGACCGCACCUUGACGACGAGCCUGCCCGAGUCGCGCCAGCGCGCGCUGCGGUACCGCCGCCACAACAUGCAGCUCAACCAGCGCCAGCGCCAAGCCAAGCGUCGUCGUCUCUGGCAGCGCGCGCACCUCGCCAAUGGCAACUACGUCUGGGUGCGCACGUCGACGUUCAUCAACACGGACGGCAACCUCGACGACACCUUUCUGCAGUCGAUCGCCAACAAGCCACGUGGCAGCACGGGCGCGCUCCCGACGUCGCUCCAGGAAAUGCUGCACCGCAAGAACGCCGCGUCCAUGGGCUUUGUCACGCAAACCAACCGCGAGACGGGGACGCUCAUGUGGAAAAAGGCCAACUCGCACACGGGUGCGACGAUAGUUAUCUGCGCGUCCCUCACGAAACGAGUAGGUGGCUACCACGACGACGAUCUCAUGUGUUUGGAGGACGGCUUUGCGUGCGACCUCGAAGGCCUCAUGGCGCUCCCCUUCAGCCAAAAGAAAACGUGGUUUGUGAAAAAGCUAGCGCGCCUCGCCGUGCCGUACCAUGAAGCCUGCCACUCGAUCCUCGUGCGCCGGCAGUUUGUCUUGGAAGACUCGGUCGCGCAUUUCUCGGCGGCGGCCGACCGUGGUCGCUUCCACGAGCAUCUCCAAGUGACCUUUGAAGGCGAAGCCGCGCUGGAUGCCGGCGGCGUUCUGCGCGAAUGGUUUGGGCUCGUGUGCGCCGAGCUCUUCUCGGGCCCGCUCGGUCUCUUCUCGACGACGCACGCCGAGAACCAAAGCUACUGGAUCAACCCCGCGUCCAAGCUGGCCCUUGGCAAGUACCAUUUACACUACUUUCGGUUCGCGGGCUGGGUCCUUGGCCACGGCAUCCUUGAGGGCUUGGUGCUCGACGCGUACCUCGCUCUGCCGCUCCUCAAGCACAUCCUCGGCGUGCCGAUUCAGCUGUACCGCAACUGCCUCUGGGUCCGCGACAACGCCGGCGUCGACGCGCUCGCACUCACCUUUAGCAUCCAAAGUGCGUAUGGCGGCGAAGUCGACUUGAAGGAGAAUGGCCGCCACGUGGAAGUCAACGACGCCAACAAGCUCGAGUACCUCAACCUCGUGCUCGAGUACAAGAUGCUCGGCAGCAUCUCGGAGCCGCUGCAGGAGCUCCUCACGGGUCUCUACGACAUCAUUCCCCGCGCGAUGCUCAGUGUCUUUGACUAUCAAGAGCUCGAGUUUUACAUGUGUGGGGUACCCAGCAUUAGCGUCGAGGACUGGAAGAAGAACUCGGCCGUGCGCCACAUCCCUGGCGCGUCGCGCGUCAAGCAAAACGAAGUCCUCGAAUGGUUUUGGGGCGUCGUCGAAAGCUUUAGCGACGAAGAGCGCGGUCGACUGCUUCAGUUUGCAACGGGGUCGAGUCGGCUCCCCGUCGAGGGUUUCAAGGGCCUCACGAGCUUUAGCGGCCAGAUCCACAAGUUUACCAUUCAAGUGGUUCAGCGAGGCCACCCGCCCGCGGGUCUCUGCCCCAAAGCCCACACGUGCUUCAACCGCAUCGACUUGCCAUUGUACAAGGACCGCACCGAGCUCGAAAACUACCUGAGCCUUGUGAUUCAAAUGGAGAUUACCGGGUUCAGCUUGGAGUAA
Molecule: messenger RNA, 2066 nt
Organism: Saprolegnia parasitica CBS 223.65
Lineage: Eukaryota; Oomycota; Saprolegniomycetes; Saprolegniales; Saprolegniaceae
Exons: 8
Coding region: 33-2066 (677 amino acids)
Molecular function (GO): ubiquitin-protein transferase activity
Source: RefSeq, a predicted model, not a curated record